AAGGGGGUGGGGCACGUGCAAGCCCAGCUAGCUAGCUCGUUACUGAAGGCGCCAGCAGUUGGGAAGUCAUGGGAGGGCGAGUUAUUUUAGCGAUUCUGCUUGUUUGUGCCGUUUUCGUGCUCCCAGUUAUCCCUGCCGCGGACAUCACCAUCACUGUACAACCAGGGGAUCUUGUAGUGAAAGAGAGGGAUCCGUUUACACUCAGCUGUAAAGCGUAUGUAGGUGAAAGUAGAGCCAAUAACAGUCUGCACUACUCCUGGGAGAAGGACGGGGAGCUAGUAUUGAAUGGAUCAAGACAAUUCUCAGUAUCUCAUGCUAGUACCAGUGAUGCCGGUGUGUACAUAUGUGCCGUACAGGCCCAAGAUAUACGUGGAACCAGUACAAAUGUCACAAUUACUGUUAUUGCCCCGGGUGCAGAUGAUGUUGCAAUCAUUGCCCUGAUUGUCUGCCUCAUUGCAAUUGGUGUCAUCUUCAUCAUCUUCUUUACUUCUAUUGGACUUUACAUGUGUUUGUGCAUGUCAAGAGAGGGGCAUCUGGUUACGUCCAAGUUGUGUUCCUGCGAAUCUUACAAAGGAGGGAGACAUCGUGAGCCACAAAGAGUGCCAGCUAGACUGUCGCCAUCUGUACCAAGACGGUUUACCAACAGAGACAGGUCGUAACAUCACAAGUUCAAUUUUACUGUAAACCAUUUGUGAAAAUUUGAUUAUUAUUGCAAUCAGGUGAACCUCACUAUGGGGCAAGCCCUUGUUUAGAGGUCGUCCCUAUCUUGGAGUUCAAACACUACUGAAUUAGCACAGGGUUGAAAGAAGUGUUCCUAGUGUCCUCUUAGUGAGGUCCCUGUCUCUGACAGUCCCUUAUCGGAGAUUCUACUGUGCAUACCUUUCUAUUGUGAGUGGAUGAAGCUUUCUUUCAGGUCGAAGAGCAAGAGCUUGUCUCAGUUGCUGCAAGCGAACUACCCCCUCGGCUCCAACCUGUGUAGGAGCUCUUCCAACCUGCUGACUGCCUCACAACCAACGCAAGUGACUGAUGUUGAGGAUCCCAGUACACUGAAUGACCUUGUACUGGACGAGAGCAUGUUUGAACAAAGCAUCCCUGGGACCCCUUCUCAUGACAGGAGCCUAGACACUCACAGUCAUAACAAGAGACGAGUUAUAAAUAAGAAAGGCACACGGACAGGGAGAAGAGCAUCCGAGGGGGCCCUAGUGGUCCCAACCACCAUGACAAAGUCAACAUCUGUCAAGUCAAUUCUGAAAGAGAGUCGAAGUGUCAACGAGAACCUGAACGAACCGGGCAUGAGGGGCAGUAGCGCAGUGAGCGAUGUCUCAUCAGAGGUGACACACUCGGACGACAACUCACUCCACCUCAGAAAGUCCGUCCGUUUCAAUGUGGAGGAAUGGGCAGAGGACUCCGGAGUACAUACGGGGACCUCCACACCCCACUAUACUCCAUACCCCAGCCUCAAACGGCGAGCAAGUGAGCCGGAGACAUUCGGUUCCCAUUACUCCAAUGGGGAGCGACGAGGGAGUGCCCCUGGCGAUUUAGCAAGUCAGACAGAAAUAGACACGGAGGAGGGGGAAGGGGUGAAUGUGGGGGGCGUUGAUGGGGGUGUUGAUGAAGGGAUGGCUGUUAGCAAGCAGUGGGGCCAGCAGGAAAACGACAUUGACUUUGAAAAGGGAAAAGUUGAAAAACGAUUCGAGGGAAUAUUCUCAUCGGAGCAUGAAGUCGACGCAGAAACUCAAAACAAAACCAGAGCACCAAGAACUGACGCAGUUAUGUCGCACAAUAUUGCAAGUCGUGUUGCACAGCUCUAUUCGUCUGCUCAGAAGACACCACGCCCUUCAGUGAGCUUCACUAGGGGUCCUAGCUCCCUGGCCACUUCCUCAUACGACUCGGCCACUAUCUCUGUGGCUGAAGUCAAGAAAAUGCUCCUUGAGAGGAAGGACAGACAAGAUGGAGUGACUGGUGGUGUAGGAAAUGAGGAAGGGAGAAGGCCGGGUGUUUCAAAGCUGCCCCAAGAGCGAGUCAAAGUAUUUCGAACACCAACCGAGAGACUCAGGACUGCAUCUCUAGAUAGAGCACAGUUACGAAGGGGAAAACCCCUUAAUAUCGGGGCGUAUCAAGCAUUGAGAGAGGGUCUUAGGCCAAUGAAAGAAAAAGUCAGUACAGAAAAGGUAACACCACCAAAAUAUAUGCCAAAACAAGAGAAAAAGAAGGAAAGUAAGGCUACGAGCAGUAAUCCAGGUUCGGGACCUGCUCCGGCUCCUGUUGCUAUACCAGUAUUCUCCGGUCACUCAAACCUGUCCAACUGGGUCCCAGCCUGUCUGCGAGAGACAGUCAUAUCUCCCUAUCACUCCUAUGAUGACGACGACAAUGAGCCGGGAAUCACCGAAGAAGAAGAGGGAGAGAGUGACAGUUCGGACGACCGGGACAUAAUCAUGAUGGAACCAUUGGAACCAACUGUCGGCACACCUCUCACUAGCACAGGAUCUAUACCCGCAUUUGGGGGCGUGGCUACUAUGACUCCCAUCGGUAGGAGUUGGUUGAGUUCACCAAACAGAACUUUUGGUAGCUCACGAAUAGCACUGCCGACAAAGCCCAUCAUUCCGGGGGGAAAGGAUAUAUCCCCAUUUAAUGAAUCGAUGCACCUUCAACGCGGAGGACACCUGUUAGGAGCAAUCAAAAGGCUCUCUGUGAUUCCUGAGGAAACCACCUCGGCUUGCAGUAGUGUGACUAGUAUGUAUACAGAACAGUAGUAGCUAAUUAAUUUCUGUCUGUUGUGAGUAUAGAAUUUCCCAAUCUGUAAAGGACGUUUUCCGCGUUGAAAACCCGUUG
This is a messenger RNA of Geodia barretti, 2832 nucleotides long. Lineage: Eukaryota; Metazoa; Porifera; Demospongiae; Tetractinellida; Geodiidae. The record is from the annotation of a GenBank genome assembly.